Messenger RNA from Mycena citricolor, 648 nucleotides. Lineage: Eukaryota; Fungi; Basidiomycota; Agaricomycetes; Agaricales; Mycenaceae. The record is from the annotation of a GenBank genome assembly.
AUGAGUCCGAACAGCGCCUUUGCCAGCAGGGUCUAUCGAUUCAGCGACAAGAACAUCUGGAUCACGGCCUUCAUUCUCCUUCUUGCGGAGUUCCCAGUGUUUGCUGUGCACGCUUUCACUCUCGAGUCUAUCACGGCUGUGUUUGACCUGCAGGAGAUCGUCACGGUGGCGCUUAGUCUGGGUGUCUUGACGGACAUUGUCAUUGCCCUCUGCUUGAUUUUCUAUCUGUCUCGGAUGCGGACAGGGCACCACAGCUCGGAUUCGCUAGUGCGGCGACUGGUCAUGGGGGCGAUCAGCACGGGCGUGCUCACCUCCGUUGUCAGCGCUGCCACGCUAUUCGCUUUCGAUUUCGUCCAACAUAGCUUCAUCUUUGCGGCUUGUUACUUCCUUCUCUCCAAGCUGUAUGCUGUGUCCUUCCUAGCGACGCUCAACUCUCGCACCAUCACUCACGAGCGCGGGUCCAACGACGCUGCGUCCAGCAUACAAGAGGGACUGACUCGCACUCCGUCCCGGAUUCGAUCUAAGCGAAGCCGAGGGCAGUCGAUGAAUCAAGCCUCUGAAGUCGAGACCAACAUGUUCCAUAUGGGCACUCGCCUGCCCAGUUUCUAUGCCCAAGAAUCGGAAGAAUUGCCGAGUCCAGGGUACGCC